AUUUGUGAACGUGUCGAGUCCUGGGACGGAUACAUUUCUGGGGCUUUAGACGACUUUAGAUAUGACAUGCUUUUAGCGUCAGAUGCGCAAGUGAGAGGAGUUGGUUUUGUACAUGGUUUUCAGGAGUGAUGGCGUUGCUUCAGCUUCAAUCCGUCAAUGGGUUGUUUCACAGCACAAAGGAGGGCCCACUACUUGCUCAGAGAAGAAGUGCAAGAGCUCGAAGAUGCCUCUGCUUGCAGACUCAGGCCCCUCCCUCCAGAACUCAGAGGAUAAUGGAGAGUAUAUCAGUGAGUGGGGAAGUUGGUGGUGCUGGUGGUUCAUAUUCAUACAGUGCCUUGAAGAGGCUGGACCAAGUUUGGUCUACUAUUUGCUCUGCUCGAACAGUUGUGGAAGAACCAAAGAAAGUGGUUUCGAGCAUUCCUGGACUCUUUAGCAAUUCUGAUCUGGCUAACAAAGCGGUUGAUACAUUUGAUGUGUUAAUCUGUGGUGGAACUUUGGGAAUCUUCAUUGCUACAGCCUUGUGCGCCAAAGGUCUUCGAGUAGGGAUUGUCGAAAGAAAUGUACUAAAGGGGAGGGAACAGGAAUGGAAUAUCUCAAGGAAAGAGCUCAUGGAACUUGUAGAAAUCGGAGUUCUGUUAGAAGGUGACAUUGAGCAAGUUACUGCGGCUAAAUUCAACCCUAACAGAUGCGGCUUUGAGGGGAAGGGUGAUAUCUGGGUUGAAGAUAUUCUCAAUCUAGGUGUUUCGCCAGCGAAGCUUAUAGAGGUUGUGAAGAAUCGUUUUACUUCUCUAGGUGGAGUCAUGUUUGAAGGCUACAGUGUGUCCGGCGUCAGCAUUUAUGAAGAUGCAGCUGUCCUACAACUCAAUGAGGAAAAGAUUUUGUCGUCUCGUCUCAUAAUUGAUGCAAUGGGGAAUUUCUCUCCAAUUGUAAAACAGAUAAGAUCCGGAAGGAAGCCAGAUGGAGUUUGCGUCGUUGUUGGAUCCUGUGCUCGUGGAUUUACGAAUAACUCUACCAGUGAUGUUAUAUAUAGCAGUUCAUUGGCAAGGAAGGUCGGGAGCUCAGAAGCCCAACUCUUUUGGGAGGCAUUUCCAGCUGGUUCAGGUCCUACAGAUCGCACAACUUAUAUGUUCACUUAUCUUGCUCCUCAACCCCAAUCGCCAAAGAUAGAGGAACUGUUAGAAGAAUAUUGGAAAUUGAUGCCAGAGUAUCAGGAAGUCUCUCUUGAUGACUUGGAGAUACAGAGGGUGCUAUAUGGUAUUUUUCCUACAUAUCGUGACAGCCCGCUGCCAGCAGCUUUUAAUCGGGUUUUACAGUUUGGUGAUGCUAGCGGAAUACAAUCACCUGUUUCAUUUGGUGGUUUUGGAAGCUUGACUAGGCACCUCAACAGGUUGUCAAACGGAAUAUAUGAAGCAAUGAGCGACAAUCUUCUUGACUCGUACAACUUGUCGCUUCUGAACCCUUACAUGCCCAACUUAAGUUCUUCAUGGUUGUUUCAAAGAGCAAUGUCUGCAAAGAAAGAGUCUAAUGUUCCGCCAGAUUUCAUCAAUGAGCUCCUUUACACCAAUUUUCAAAGCAUGCAGAGGCUCGGGGAUCCAGUCCUAAGACCAUUUCUUCAGGAUGUUGUACAAUUUGGACCUCUUGCCAAGACAUUAGGCCUAGUCAUGUUAACUAAACCUCAAAUCAUUCCAUCAAUCUUCAAGCAGGUUGGAAUUCCUGUGCUUCUUGACUGGUCUGGACAUUUUUUCAUGCUGGGGUACUACACGUUUCUCUCAACUUUUGCUGACCCUGUAGUAAGGUCUUUUUUAAGUACACUUCCCACCCAGGCGAAGUACGAGUGGAAGCGACGUCUUGAGGCUUGGAAAUAUGGCGCAGGUUUAGAUUACAAGUCAUGAGGAACGGGAAUCAGUGAGCAGCUGCAUUUGGACGAGUACCUGGUUUCUUCAGUUCGGAGGGCCGGCCGCGAUAAGGGGGGACGGAUUCCUGCCAAAAAUCUGUAAUAUAUUCGGCCGGAAACAACAACCGGGCGUGGAACAAAGAAGACUGAAAAUUAAAAGAAAAAACCUUAGGGGUAAUGGACACAUUAUUCACACUGACUGUAAUGUACUCAAUCAUGUGUUGAAUAAUUCCUGUAUUCAUAUCAAAUAAGAGUAUUUAACCGGCAUCA
Molecule: messenger RNA, 2164 nt
Organism: Malus domestica (apple)
Lineage: Eukaryota; Viridiplantae; Streptophyta; Magnoliopsida; Rosales; Rosaceae
Source: RefSeq, a predicted model, not a curated record